AUGUUUAACUACGAACGUCCAAAACACUUCAUCCAGUCCCAAAAUCCGUGCGGCUCCAGACUGCAGCCUCCAGGACCGGAAGCCUCCAGCUUCCCUAGCCAGACCAAACACUCUUCCAUCGUCAUCCAGCCCCGCCAGUGCACAGAGCAGAGGUUUUCUGCCUCCUCCACCGUGAGCUCUCACAUCACCGUGUCUUCCUCUGCUUAUCCUGCUUCCCAGCAGCUUGCUGGCCCCAACCCAGGCCAAAAGGUUACUGCCACCUAUAACCAGUCCCCGGCCAGCUUCCUCAGCUCUAUAUUACCAUCUCAACCUGACUACAGUAACAAUAAAAUCCCAUCCACUGUGGACUCCAACUAUCAACAAUCUUCGGUUAGCCAACCAGUAAAUGCCAUGCCAUCCCCAACUGCAAAUGCUAAGCCCACUCCAAGGACUCCUGACCAUGAAAUCCAAGGAUCAAAAGAAGCAUUGAUUCAAGAUUUGGAGAGAAAGCUGAAAUGCAAGGACACCCUUCUUCAUAAUGGAAAUCAAAGACUGACUUAUGAGGAGAAGAUGGCUCGCAGGUUGCUAGGCCCGCAGAAUGCUGCCGCUGUGUUUCAAGCUCAAAACAGUGAUGCCCAGGAUUCUCCACAGCAUAACCCAGAACAUGCACGGCUGCAGGUCCCCACAUCACAAGUAAGAAGUAGAUCAUCCUCCAGAGCAGAGGCAAAUGACCAGGAUGCCAUCCAGGAGAAGUUUUACCCACCACGCUUCAUCCAAGUGCCAGAAAACAUGUCAAUUGAAGAAGGACGGUUCUGCAGAAUGGAUUUCAAAGUGAGCGGACUGCCGGCCCCCGAUGUGUCGUGGUAUCUAAAUGGGAGACCAGUUCAAUCCGAUGAGUUGCACAAAAUGAUAGUGUCUGAGAAGGGUUUUCACUCACUCAUCUUCGAAGUGGUCAGAACAUCGGAUGCAGGGCCAUAUGCAUGUGUGGCCAGGAACAGAGCUGGAGAAGCCACUUUCACGGUGCAGCUGGACGUCGUUGCAAAAGAGCAUAAAAGAGCACCAAUGUUCAUCUACAAGCCACAGAGUAAAAAAGUUUUUGAGGGAGAGUCGGUGAAACUAGAGUGCCAGAUCUCGGCUAUCCCUCCACCCAAGCUUUUCUGGAAAAGAAACAAUGAAAUGGUCCAAUUCAACACGGAUCGGAUAAGCUUAUAUCAUGAUAAUGCGGGAAGAGUCACUUUACUGAUAAAAGAUGUAACCAAGAAGGAUGCUGGGUGGUACACAGUGUCGGCAGUCAAUGAAGCUGGCGUGACCACAUGUAACACAAGAUUAGAUGUCACAGCCCGUCCCAACCAAACACUCCCAGCCCCCAAGCAGUUGCGUGUUCGACCAACUUUCAGCAAAUAUUUAGCGCUUAAUGGAAAAGGUUUGAAUGUGAAACAAGCUUUUAACCCGGAAGGAGAAUUUCAGCGCUUGGCAGCUCAAUCUGGACUCUACGAAAGUGAAGAACUUUAA
Messenger RNA from Peromyscus eremicus (cactus mouse), 1491 nucleotides. It is a transcript of the gene Myot, whose product is annotated as myotilin. NCBI's taxonomy places the organism in Eukaryota, Metazoa, Chordata, Mammalia, Rodentia, Cricetidae. Gene Ontology annotation, biological process: homophilic cell-cell adhesion; dendrite self-avoidance; axon guidance. Gene Ontology annotation, cellular component: axon; plasma membrane. Gene Ontology annotation, molecular function: cell-cell adhesion mediator activity. The transcript is spliced from 9 exons. The coding region runs from base 1 to 1491 and encodes 496 amino acids. The record is from RefSeq and is a predicted model, not a curated record.